UAACCAGCCCAACUCUUUCUCUUCCUUCUCCAGAUGUUUGUGGUGGACAAGGUGGAGGAUUCCAGCUGUGCUGUCCAUGAGUUCUCUAUAACUGGCUCAACCUACGCCCCUGAAGGACAAGUGUGAGUGUCCCAUAUUUUUAUUAGCUCGAAGCCAGUGCCCCUGCAGAAAUCUAAUUAGCAUAAUGCAUAAAAAAAACCAUCAAAAUCCCUCUGUUUAAACUAUCUGGUGGGGCUGCGUCUCAAUCCACCGCAUGGGCUGCGUCUCAAUCCACCGCUGUUGAUGUUGAUGAAAACCCCAUCAUUCUAUCCAAUGUGAUGCCAAAUGAUGAUAGUGUUUUAGGCCCUCGUCACUGUUCAGGGCUCGUAUCCACAAAGCAUCUCAGAGUAGGAGGCUGAUCUAGGAUCCACACACACAACGACUGCUCCCGGAGCACUGAGCUCCCACAACCAUCACACAACGACUGCUCCCGGAGCACUGAGCUCCCACAACCAUCACACAACGACUGCUCCCGGAGCACUGAGCUCCCACAACCAUCACACACACUCACUGUCAACCUCUCCAACCUACCAGCUACAUUGAAUGUUGUGAACAUACCCAGCCGUCACUAUGCCUUGAGACGUUUACGAGACAUCUUAAGAUUACUAGUUGUAACACACAGAUACAUAGACGUAGCUUGUGUGUACAGGAAGAACAGUGCAAGUACUCCAUUAUUUGUUAUGAGAGUGAAUUAUGGUGUGUGUGUGUGUGUGUGUGUGUGUGUGUUCUCUCUCCCAGGUUGAAAGGGGACAAGGUGGUGCAGUGUGGAGAUUAUGAUGGACUUCUGGAGCUGGCUACCGUGUGUUCCAUGUGCAACGACUCCUCACUGGACUACAAUGAGGUCAGUUCUGACAACACACACACACACUAUGGUCUUGUGAGACAUUAAGGGACUGUUCUGUCACCCUCUGGGCCCCUAUCCUUUCAUCCAGUUUUCCUCAGGUGGUAAAAAACCUUCGCUUUAAACAGCUGUGGCACGCACACCCACACAUACAAAUACACACGGUUAGAGCGUUGGGCAAGUAACCAAAAGCUAGUUAGAAUCCUGAGCUGACUAGGUGAAAAAUCUGCCGAUCUGCCCUUGAACAAGGCACUUAACCCUAAUUACUACAGGGUCGGGGGGGGGGGGUUGGGGGAUAUGCAAAAAAAAAAACAUUUCCAAUUCACACCACACACUAUAUAAUCAUCCCCUAUUUGCACACACACACACACACACACACACACACACACACUGAACUGAGCCGUAAGUGUGGUUGAGACAUGACUACACAUCUGUUGCUGCUUUCUCCUAGGUUUGACUGAUGUCAUCAUUAAUGUGGAGUUGGACUAACAAAUGAGUGUGGUUGCUAAGCAAAGCAGACUCCUCUCUUAGAGACCGGGCUUUGUGCCGGUAAGACAAGCUGGGAAACGUCUUCAUGGACUUAGCGAUGUAUACAAAUGACCUACUACAUUGCCCUGAAUGCAUGAAUCAUGACCAAGGCACAUGCACACACGCAAACAAACAAACAAACAAACAAACAAACAAGAGUCUUCUACAAUAGCCAAUCUAAUUUUACUGUUAUGUGUGAUUCUGUUCCUCUAGUCUCAGAUUGUUUUCUCACCUCUCAGUCAUCACCAUGGUGCCAUGGUAACCAUGCUGCGUGUAAAGGGAAGCUGAAGACAUGGCAGUCUAAUUGCAAGAUAUUCAAACACUGACAAGAUUCCCAGUAUAACGGAAUUAGUAUGUAAUGCCAUUUUUUGUGAAAGUUAACCAGCAGAAUGUAAAUGGCUUAUCCCAACUAGACAUAAUGGAGGGAUGGAGGAAAGUCAUUUAGGGGGAUGGAGGUGGAGGUAGGAGGAGAGAGGGCAGCUGUGUGGAGAGGGAGAGGGGUGGAGGAGCCUGGAGGGUUGUUGACCAUGGUGUGGUUCAGCUGGUCAGACAGACGGACAGUGUGGGCAGAGCUGUACCCUAUGAAAACCUAGGUGGUUACCAUUCUCACAUCAUAAUAAUAUAUCACUGUCCUGGCUCUCUCUCGCUCCCUGAAUGACGGUGUGUUUCAAUGCUUUUGACUCUUACCCCUCCUGUCUCCCGUCCCAGGCCAAAGGAGUGUAUGAGAAGGUGGGCGAGGCGACAGAAACGGCCCUCACUACACUGGUGGAGAAGAUGAACGUGUUCAAGACUGACACGUCAGGCCUCAGCAAGGUGGAGCGCGCCGGAGCCUGCAACUCAGUAAGCAGCUAGGGGAAACACUGGGGGGAGGUAGGGAGGGAGUUGUGGAUGGAAUGUAUACAGCACUACUAUUCAUACAUGUUGUGUGUUAUUAGGCAUAAUACAUACUGCUCGCAUAUUCAGAUACGGUAUUUAAUUAUGCAUCUAAUAUGUUGUCUUGAAUAAAGUGAUUAAACAACUGAAUUUGGACAACAAGUUUGAAGAAGGUAUGGUAAUGGUAGCUGGUACAACCUCCACCUAGAUUACCUCAGCCUCUGUGGUAUGAUAUACUCCUAUUGUCCCUGAGGGGAAAUUUGACUUGGACAAUCGAGUGCUGCUGCUUCCACAUAGAUACAUCAAUACAUAGAAUCGAUUUGAAGUUUCUCACACAGAACGGAUUAUGUAAUGAAACCAUUGAUUGCUCCAUCAGUUGCCCAAAUUGGAUUGGUAAAUGGCCGGCCUGCACCUUAUUGGUUAGAGGGAUCCCUCACAGAGAGUAGAGACGUGUUCUAGAAGCUUCGCAUGGAAAAACUGACCUCACUGCUUUGUGGUCAAUGCCCAGUGAUGGACUCUCAGAGCUUCCGUCUGUGUGAAUAAUGGCUUUCCUGCUCUGAGUCUGUCAAUGAGAAGUGGUACGUCUUCCCUACUCUCGGUCUUUGUGCAUAACCAAUGACACUGUGACAGGAAGCCGCGAGAGAGAGACUAACUCCCUGUGCUCUUUUCAAUGACCAGCGGUUCCAAGUUUUUCCACGGAACAGUCCCACGAUGAGAAAAAAAUACUAUCACUGUCACAAGUCUUGUCCUUGGAGGCUAGAGAUGAUAAUAUUUAGACAAGCCGGUGGGUUUAUGAAGAGGUUAGCUAAACUUUCCAGCCCUCUGUUAGGGCUUUCAACAGAAAAAAGGAAGAUGUUGUUUCCUACUAAUGCAUUAGACCGACUUGAACUCACGUUCCUCGACUUUUGUUUUAUGAUGGGAGGAAGAGGAAUUUUGGUUCAGUGGCUGUCUUUCUGUGAGGACAUCUGUCAAGUGUCUAAGGCCCCUGGCAUCGUGUCUCCACGUCAUAGCUGUCUGAGCUGGGAGGGGAGGAGAGGAGAAGGGAGGGAGGCUGGGGGGGGGGGGGAGGCUGGGGGGAAGGGAUGAUGGGAGGGAGGGGAGAGAUGGUAGUGAUGAAGAGGGAGGGAGGCUGGUAGUGGGAGAGGAGAAGGUAGUGGGAGAGGAGAAGGUUGGGGGAGGGAUGGGGGGGAGAAGGUAGGGGUGGGGGGGUGGGAGGGAGGGAGGGAGAGGAGAAGGUUGGGAGGGAGGGGGGGUUGGGAGAGGAGAGGAGAAGUUGGGUGGGAGAGGAGAAGGUUGGGAGUGGGUGGUUGGUGGGGGUGGGGGAGGGAGGGAUGGGGAGGGGAGGGGAGGGAGGGAGGGAGGGAGGGAGGGAGGGAGGGUUGGGUUGGGUUGGGUUGGGUGGGAGGGAGGGAGGGAGGGAGUGGGGGGGAGAAAGGUGGUAGAGCGAUAGAGAUGCUGGGAGGGAAGCAGUGGGUGAUAGUGUUCCGACCUGACUACCAGCCUGAGAACUCCCUGAGCUGUGUAACUGGAGCUAGAGUGACCCCUACUGAUACAAAUGCUCCAUCAGAAUCCACUCUACUAUACCCAGCCAUUAACCAUCCUUUAGAUGGUUGGUAUAUUCUUAUGUAUUUAUAGCAGUGUUUUUAUUUGGCAGAUUUUGAAGGGUGUGAAAGCAGGGCUGUAUACAUCCCCUGGUAACCAUACACGUCACUACAAGCUUAAAGUUGAGUUGCUAAGGGUGUGUUUACACAGGGAGCCCAAUUCUGAUAUGUUUUUUUAAAAAACUAAUUGGUCUUUUGACCAAUCAGAUCCGCUCUUUUGCCUAUAAUUGGGCAACCUUUGAAAACUCGAAAACUCUAAAAUUGGUCUACCUUUGUAAAGCCUGUCAGUGCCUUUACCUCUGUACCACCUGUUGUCACUGGAGCUUCACAGACAGAGGGUCCUUUCUAGCCCACAUUGAUUCUGGAAGUUCAUAUAUACACACUUGCCCAAUUGUCUGUCUGUUGCCUUUGGCUGACUGUCCAGACAGGAUGUUAGAGCACCAUCAGUGUUUUCACUACGAACCAACCGGAAGCAGACAGAACGAAACAGGGAAGGACCUACCUUAAUUUGUCCAAUAGAAACUCUUUUUCGUUUUCGUUGCAAAUGGUUUUCCAUUGUGAGGCGGUUAGCUACAGUGUAGAAUAAUGAUUACACCCCAGGUGUCAACAACACAGCUAAACCUCCCAGUCCUAGUCCCCCACCUGGUCUGAUAGAGAGAGAACCCUCCCUCCAUCACAACAACACAGCUAAACCUCCCAGUCCUAGGUCUGAUAGAGAGAGAACCCUCCCUCCAUCACAACAACACAGCUAAACCUCCCAGUCCUUGUCACCCACCUGGGCUGAUAGAGAGAGAACCCUCCCUCCAUUACAACAACACAGCUAAACCUCCUUGUCCAGAGGAGACAGGGUGUUGGUGUCUCAUCCAUCACGGUUGAGUUCAGUUGGCGUCAUUGUUUGCUACGUUGCGUGAUGCUCUGUACUGAACGACACGUUUCCCCAAAACGGUGCACACCGUUCUUCAACAGCCUUUGCGGUACAUUUUGCUCCUGGUUGGUAGGUGUGGCGAGGUGUAGUCUGAUCAAUAUGGGACCAGUAACUGCGCUCUGGGCCACCAUAAUCAAGCUUUUCAACUGGUCGUUCAGUACAGUACCGUUUCCGUUAAAUUCAACGUUGCACACCGUUCUGCCAUACUGAACGCAACUCGUGUCUGCAGCCCAGCCAAGACUCCCGCCCCCGGCCAUCACCCACCUGCUCUUAUUGAGCCCAGCCAUUAGGUGUCAGCAACCCAGCCAGAGAAGCAUCCCACUCUGUCUCCCACCUGGCCCAUAAGAGCCCCCUCGAUCACAACAGCAGCACAGCCAAGCCAGAGUCAAGCCCCCCAGUCCUCCACAGCUGCCCACUAACAUGCCUGUCUGGAAUAAACAUCUUGGGCACCGGCAUCUGCCUCUCUCUCUCCAUCUGCCUCCAUCUUUCUCCAUCUGCCUUUCCUCUCUCCGCUCCAUCUGCCUCCCAUCUCUCUCACAUGCCAUCCCUCUCCUCUCAUCUCUCCCUCUCUCUCCUUCUCCAUCUCCUCUCCACCUCUCUCUCCUCCCUACCUCUUCCAUUCUCUCUAAUCUGCAUUUAUCUCUCUACCAUCUGCCCUCUCUUUCCUCUCUCUCCAUCUGCACUCUCUCUCUCUCACUCAUCAUGGCUCAUCUCUCUCCUCUGCCUCUCUACCCCAUCGCCUCUCCUCUCUCUCUCUUCUCUCUCUCUCCAUCUGCUCUCUCUCUCUCUCAUCUGCCCUCCUCUGCUCUGCUCUCUCUCCCAUGCUGCUCUCUCUCUCUCUCCUCUCUCUCCUCUUUUCAUCUGCCUCUCUCUCUCUCCUCCAUUCUCUCUCUCUCUCCUCUUCCUCUAUCUCUUCUCAUCCAUCUGCUCUCUCUCUCGUCUCGCCUCUCUCUCUCCACUCUCUCUCCAUUGUCUCUGCAUUCCUCGCUCUCUCUCUUCUCUCUAUCUAUUCGUCUCGCUCUCUCUCUCUCCAUCUGCCUCUCUCUCGCCACGCUCUCAUCUCUCUUGUGCCAUCUGCCUCUCACUCUCUCCAUCUGCCUCUCUCUCUCCAUCUGCCUCUAUCUCUUGUGCCAUCUGCCUCUCUCUCUCUCUCUCUUGCCAUCUGCCUCUUUCUCUCUGCCUCUUACUCCAUCUGCCUCUUUCUCUCUCCAUCUGCCUCUCUCUUUCUCUCUCCAACAGGUGAUCAGACAGCUGAUGAAGAAAGAGUUCACUCUGGAGUUCUCUCGCGACCGCAAGUCCAUGUCGGUGUACUGUACCCCCACCAGCAAACCAGGCUCUGGGAGCAAGAUGUUCAUCAAGGUACACGCAGACAGACAGACAGACAGACAGACAGACACCUCAAUCAACAGAUCUUUCACAUGCUGUAAUACUAUAGAGGCAGACUCUAUGCAUUUUCCCUACAAACCAGAGUGAGAGAGGAGCUUGGAUGUCCAGGAUGGUACAUUGGGGACCCCUCUACUAACCCCCCCCCCCCCCCAAGAAAAAAAAAAAACAAAAGAAAGAUCCCUCCCUUCCAACCAUAUAUAUAUAUAUAUUCACGCACAACCCCUACCACUCCCACAGGGUGCCCCAGAGAGUGUGAUGGAGCGUUGCCAGUACCUGCGUGUUGGCACAGGGAAGGUGCCACUGACCAUGCCGCUGAAAGAGCAGCUGACCUCACUGAUCAGGGACUGGGGCACGGGCAGGGACACGCUGAGAUGCCUGGGCAUGGCCACACGGGACUCGCCACCUAAACAACAGGACAUGGAUCUGGAGAACUCCACCAAGUUCGAUGAGUACGAGGUCAGUCCGAGACGAACAAGAAGCUGAGUGAAUGUCAGACUCAUGGGCAGACUAGGAGAUUACCUAGUUCACGCUGGAAAACGCAUCCACAUGAAUCAGAUCUAAGAAUGCUACAUCCUAGUGUAUUAAUGGUAUACGGUUGCUGGUGAGUCAUCUAUCAUACAAUCUUGGUACAUCCAGGUUGUAUUUCAAUCGUCAAGCUGAAGGGUGAGAAGGAGAGAGAGGAGUGAAGGGAAGAAGACGGGAUAGACAGAAAAGGAAGAUAGAGCAGAGAGAUGAGAGGAGAACGAGAGAGAGAAGAGAGAGAAGGAGCGAAGACAGGAGAAAGAGCAAGAUAAAGGAGAGAGAGAAGAAGAGAAGAGAAGAGCACAGUAGAGAGAAGGAAGACAGAGAGGCGACGAAGAAAGGAGAGUACGCAGAGCGAAGAAAAGAGAGAGAAGAAGAGAGAGGAAGAGAAGAGAGAGAGAAGAGCGAGAGAGAAGAGACGGAGGAAGAAGAGAGAGUAAGAGAGAAGAAGAAAGCGAGAGAGAAGACAGAAGAGAGAGAGAGACGAAGGAGAGAGAGAAGAGAGCAGAAGCAGCGAGAAGAAGAAGAGAAGAAGAGAGAGAGCAGCGAAGAGAGAAUCCUCUCUCAUCCUCUCUCUCUCUCCUCCUCUCUCUCUCUACUCCUCUCUCUCUCCUCGUCUCUCUCCUCGUCUCUCUCCUCCCCUCCCUCUCUCCUCGUCCUCCCCUCCCUCUCUCCAGACGGGCCUAACGUUUGUUGGCUGUGUGGGCAUGCUGGACCCGCCCAGGAAGGAGGUGAUUGGUUCCAUCCAGCUGUGCGCCGAGGCGGGCAUCCGUGUCAUCAUGAUCACCGGGGACAACAAGGGCACGGCCGUGGCCAUCUGCCGACGCAUCGGUAUCUUCGGCGAGGAUGAGGAUGUGAUGGGCAAGGCCUACACAGGCCGGGAGUUUGACGACCUGCCCAUAGUGUCCCAGAGAGACGCUGUGAAGCGGGCACGGUGCUUUGCCCGCGUGGAGCCUGCCCACAAGUCCAAGAUCGUGGGCUACCUGCAGUCGUUUGAUGAGAUCACUGCCAUGGUGAAGAGAGGGUUCACACAGCUCCUCCCCCUUUUUUGAGUCCUUUAACUGCAUGGCUGUGGGAGCUCAGUGCCUCAUUUCAUUAGAAUCAGUAUAAUCCUGACUUGAUCUAGAUUAAUAUUGACCUUAUUUGAAAUUAAUAAAUGAAUCCAUAGAUACGCUGUAUGUUAGAUCAAAUUCUUUGGAUAAGUCACUUAUGGGCCAAUCUAUUCUGACUUGAGUUCUGUGAAGGGUCAAGUUUUCCCAUCUUAUGUCUGUAUAACACCCUAUUAACCUAUAAGAGUCUAACCCUAUUAACCUAUAAGAGUCUAACCCUAUUAACCUAUAAGAGUCUAACCCUAUUAACCUAUAAGAGUCUAACCCUAUUAACCUAUAAGAGUCUAACCCUAUUAAAUAAAUAAAGAAUGAAAUAUUCCUCCUUCUCUCCACAGACUGGUGAUGGAGUGAACGACGCACCAGCCCUGAAGAAGGCAGAGAUUGGCAUUGCCAUGGGCUCGGGCACAGCUGUGGCUAAGUCAGCAUCUGAGAUGGUUCUGUCUGAUGACAACUUCUCUACCAUCGUGGCGGCUGUGGAGGAGGGCAGAGCCAUCUACAACAACAUGAAACAGUUCAUACGAUACCUCAUCUCCUCCAACGUGGGAGAGGUCGUCUGGUAACCACAAAUGCACACACACACACACACACACACACAGCAUAUGUUUUACUAUCCUUGUGGGGACCUAAAAUUGAUUUCCAUUCAAAAUCAUAUUUUUUCCUAACCCCUAACAUUUACCUCUAACCCUAAUUGUAACCCUAAACUUAACCCCUAAAAUAGCCUUUGUCCUUGUGGGGACCUGGGAAAUGUCCCCAUGAGGCAGAAAUAUCCUUGUGGGGACUUUGGGGGAUUUCCACGACGAUAGUAAAUCGAGCACACCACAUCAGAUAGACACCCACACAUGUUUUCCUAUGGCCAGUCUCCUAACCAGAGUUUUCAGGAAUGCUGACUCUUGUCUUUAUGUAUUUCUGAUAUUUUUUCCCUCGCUGUCUGAAGCAUCUUCUUGACCGCCAUCUUGGGUCUACCUGAGGCUCUGAUCCCGGUCCAGUUGCUGUGGGUCAACCUGGUGACAGAUGGUCUCCCUGCGACUGCCCUGGGCUUCAACCCCCCAGACCUGGACAUCAUGGACAAGCCCCCCCGCAACCCCAAGGAGCCCCUCAUCUCUGGGUGGCUGUUCUUCAGAUACCUGGCCAUCGGAGGUGAGACACCGUCUGGUCCACUGGACACUGGUUAGAAAACAACAGGAGUUACCCAUCGGCAGCUCCUUCAGACUCAUCUUUGUAUCCGUAAUGUAUUUCAUGCUAGCUACUUAAAGAUGAUCCUUUACAUUGGGGAUUAAAUCAUGAUUGACUUGGAUCUCACUGUUGCUGGGUCUCUGACUGACUGUCUGUCUGACUGUCUAACUCUGUCUGUGUGUUCCUGCAGGGUAUGUUGGUCUGGGCACGGUGGGUGCUGCCACCUGGUGGUACCUGUUUGAUGAUGAAGGCCCACAGGUGUCCUUCUAUCAGCUGGUAAGUGGAGACAAACACACCUUUACAAAGACUUCAUUAGGGCCUUAUUCAUAAGACACCAAGUGGAAGAAAACACACUGAAACGGGAGAGGGACUGUCCAAUAAGAAACGCUUGUUUGUUUUUUUUCCCCCCUGUUGCAAAAUGUUUUGCUACAGUGUGUCCUAAUGAGUAAGACCUAGUAUUGAAUAUGUCUUAGGAUCCCCAUUACCUGCUGCCAAGGCAGCAGCUACUCUUCCUAGGCUCCAAACAGGGUUAAAACAAUUACAUCACAACAAAACAACAGCCUACAUUUAACAAAUAUAAUAAACAAAAACAUGAUUAAAAAGUCAUUAUUACAUUAUAACUUGAUUACAAAUUAACAAUCUAAAAUGUACAAUGCUACAUUAUUACAAUGUGUUUGUGUGUAGAGUGAGUGUGUUUGUGUGUACGUCUCUUCACGGUCCGCGUUGUGCCGUGAGGUGUUUUUAUCAAUUCGUUUUUAAUCUGAUUUUACUGCUAGCUUGAGUUACUUGAUGUGGAAGAGUUCCAUGUAGUCAUGGCUCUAUACUAUAAUAUAAUAAUAAUAAUAUGCCAUUUAGCAGACGCUUUUAUCCAAAGCGACUUACAGUCAUGUGCGCAUACCUUUUUACGUAUGGGUGGUCCCGGGGAUCGAACCCACUACCCUGGCAUUACAAGCGCCGUGCUCUACCAGCUGAGCUACAGAGGACCACUCUAUGUAGUACUGUGCAGUCAACCCUUUAUCUCUGCUGCUCCUAGAAAUGUUGUUCUGGUGAAAACAGUCACUUUCCAAUCACCUCGUGUUUGUCUGUGUUUUCAGACCAUAGUGCUUUAUCACGUAGGACUGAUCUUGACUGGAUUUGGCUGUUCUUAUGUUCAGCCCCCCGGUUACCCCAUCAGCUGUUUGCCAUGACGACGAUCUCUCUGGGGUCAUACAAACAGAGAAAUAGAAUUGGAGGAGAACAAGACCCGUGGUCUGAGGGAAGGAAGAGAAAGGUCAGAGAAACAGGAGGAACAGGGGAGGAGAAGUUAGAGUCCAAGGGUCCCCAGAAAGAGAAAUGUCAGAGAAGGAAAGGGGGAACAGAGGAGGAGGAGAGGAACUGAGUCAAGCUGCUGUGGGGUCAGAUCUGAUCUGGGACCCAUCAUAGCAUGUCUCAGGGGGUUAGGCCACUUCCUGUGGACACAACACACACACACACACACACACAUUGUGCUCCGAUUGUUCUGGUCAUUGACUUGUGGGAAGUCAGUCAAGCUUUGGAAUAAUACUCCAAUAUACAAUUAAUGUAUCUACAGUGCAUUCGGAAGGUUUUCAGACCCCUUGACAUUUUCCACAUUUUGUUAACUUAAAGCCUUAUUCUAAAAUUGAUUAAAUUGUUGUUUUUCCUCAUCAAUCUACACACAAUACCCCAAAAACAGGUUUUUAGAAAUUUUAUCAAAUUUAUAUUUAAAAAAAAACUGAUAUCACAAGUAUUCAGACCCUUUACUCAGUACUUAAAUAAUAAUUGUUGUUGUAUUUUUACACCUUUUUCUCCCCAAUUUCGUGAUAUCCAAUUGGUAGUUAGUCUUGUCCCAUCGCUGCAACUCCCCUACGGACUCGGGAGAGGCGAAGGUCGAGAGCCAUGCGUCCCCCGAAACACGACCCUGCCAAGCCACACUGCUUCUUGACACACUGCUCGCUUAACCCGGAAGCCAGCCGCAUCAAUGUGUCAGAGGAAACACGGUCCAGCUGGCGACGAGUCAGCUUGCAGGCGCCCGGCCCGCCACAAGGAGUCGCUAGAGCGCGAUGGGACAAGGAAAUCCCCACCGGCCAAAUCCUCUCCUAACACGGACGACGCUGGGCCAAAUGUGCGCCGCCUCAUGGGUCUCCCGGUCACGGCCGGCUGUGACACAGCCUGGGAUCGAACCCGGGACUGUAGGGACGCCUCAAGCACUGCGAUGCAGUGCAUUAGACCGCUGCAACACUCGGAAGGCCCUACUCAGUACUUUGUUGAAGCACCUUUAGCAGCGAUUACAGCCUCCAGUCUUCUUGGGUAUGAUGCUACAAGCUUGGCACACCUGUAUGUGGGGAGUUUAUCCCAUUCUUCUCUGCAGAUCCUCUCAAGCUCUGUCAGGUUGGAUGGGGAGCGUCUCUGCACAGCUAUAUUCAGGUCUCUCCAGGGAUGUUUGAUCGGGUUCACGUCCGGGUCUGACUGGGUCACUCAAGGACAUUCAGAGACUUGUCCCGAAGCCACUCCUGUGUUAUCUUGGCUGUGUGCUUAGGGUCUUUGUCCUGUUGGAAGGUGAACCUUCGCCCCAGUCUGAGGUCCUGAGCGCUCUGGAGCAGGUUUUCAUCAAGGAUCUCUCUGUACUUUGCUCCGUUCAUCUUCCUCUUGAGCCUAACUAGUCUCCCAGUCCCAGUCCCAGUCCCUGCCACUGAAAACCAUCCCCACAGCAUGAUGCUGCCACCACCAUGAUUCACUGUAGAGAUGGUGCCAGGUUUCCUCCAGGCGUGACGCUUGGCAUUCAAGCCAAAGAGUUCAAUCUUGGUUUCAUCAGACCAGAGAAUCUUGUUUCUCAUGGUCUGAGAGUCCUUUAGGUGCCUUUUGGCAAACGCCAAGCGGCUGUCAUGUGCCUUUUACUGAGGAGUGGCUUCCAUCUGGCCACUCUAUCAUAAAGGCCUGAUUGGUGGAGUGCUGCAUAGAUGGUUGUCCUUUUGGAAGGUUCUCCCAUCUCCACUAAGGAACUCUGGAGCUCAUUCAGAGUGACCAUCGGGUUCUCGGUCACCUCCCUGACCAAGGCCCUUCUCCCCCGAUUGCUCAGUUUGGCCAGGCGGCCAGCUCUAGGAAGAGUCUUGGUGGUUCCAAACUUCUUCCGUUUAAGAAUGAUGGAGGCCACUGUGUUCUUGGGGACCUUCAAUGCUGCAGAUAUGUUUUGGUACCCUUCCCCAGACCUGUGCCUCGACACAAUCCUGUCUCGCAGCUCUACGGACAAUUCCUUCGACCUCAUGGCUUGGUUUUUGCUCUGACAUGCACUGUCAACUGUGGGACCUUAUAUAGACAGAUGUAUGCCGUUCCAAAUCAUGUCCAAUCAAUUGCAUUUACCAUAGGUGGACUCCAAUCCAGUUGUAGAAACAUCUCAAGGAUGAUCAAUGGAAACAGGAUGCACCUGUGCUACAUUUUGAGUGUCAUAGCAAAGGGUCUGAAUACUUAUGUAAAUAAGGUAUUUUAAAAAAUUGUAAUAUAUUUGCAAAAAUUUCUAAAAACCUGUUUUCGCUUUGUCAUUAUGGGGUAUUGUGUGUAUUUUGAUGAGGGAAAAAAAUAAUUUAAUAAAUUUUAGAAUAAGGCUGUAACGUAACAAAAUGUGGAAAAAUCAAGGGGUCUGAAUACUUUCCGAAUGCACUGUAAAUACAGUGGGGAGAACAAGUAUUUGAUACACUGCCGAUUUUGCAGGUUUUCCUACUUACAAAGCAUGUAGAGGUCUGUAAUUUUUAUCAUAGGAACACUUCAACUGUGAGAGAUGGAAUCUCAAACAAAAAUCCAGAAAAUCACAUUGUAUGAUUUUUAAGUAAUUAAUUUGCAUUUUAUGGCAUGACAUAAGUAGUUGAUACAUCAGAAAAGCAGAACUUAAUAUGUUCUUAGGGUUGUACUUAUCGUUCUUCUUCCUCCAAACACGGCGAGUGGAGUUUAGACCAAAAAGCUACAUUUUUGUCUCAUCAGACCACAUUACCUUCUCCCAUUCCUCCUCUGGAUCAUCCAGAUGGUCAUUGGCAAACUUCAGACGGGCCUGGACAUGCGCUGGCUUGAGCAGGGGGACCUUGCGUGCGCUGCAGGAUUUUAAUCCAUGACGGCGUAGUGUGUUACUAAUGGUUUUCUUUGAGACUGUGGUCCCAGCUCUCUUCAGGUCAUUGACCAGGUCCUGCCGUGUAGUUCUGGGCUGAUCCCUCACCUUCCUCAUGAUCAUUGAUGCCCCACGAGGUGGGAUCUUGCAUGGAGCCCCAGACCGAGGGUGAUUGACCUUCAUCUUGAACUUCUUCCAUUUUCUAAUAAUUGCGCCAACAGUUGUUGCCUUCUCACCAAGCUGCUUGCCUAUUGUCCUGUAGCCCAUCCCAGCCUUGUGCAGGUCUACAAUUUUAUCCCUGAUGUCCUUACAUAGCUCUCUGAUCUUGGCCAUUGUGGAGAGGUUGGAGUCUGUUUGAUUGAGUGUGUGGACAGGUGUCUUUUAUACAGGUAAAGAGUUCAAACAGGUGCAGUUAAUAUAGGUAAUGAGUGGAGAACAGGAGGGCUUCUUAUAGAAAAACUAACAGGUCUGUGAGAGCUGGAAUUCUUACUGGUUGGUAGGUGAUCAAAUACUUAUGUCAUGCCAUAAAAUGCAAAUGAAUUACUUAAAAAUCGUACAAUGUGAUUUUCCAGAUUUUUGUUUUAGAGUCCGUCUCUCGCAGUUGAAGUGUGCCUAUGAUAAAAAUUACAGACCUCUACAUGCUUUGUAAGUAGGAAAACCUGCAAAAUCGGCAGUGUAUCAAAUACUUGUUCUCCCCACUGUAGAAUUUAAGAGAAUGAAGUUCAAUGGUGCAGCACGAAGCCCGUUCCACUUCCUGUAUGUUUCUGUUGUCUAUAUGCUCACCCCUGUCCUCUCUGCUCACAGAGACACUUCAUGCAGUGCUCGGAGGACAACCCCAUGUUCCAGGGCAUCGACUGUGAGGUGUUUGAGUCCCGCUACCCCACCACCAUGGCCCUCUCCGUGCUGGUGACCAUAGAGAUGUUCAACUCCCUCAACAGGUCAGUCAGCAGCCUCUCCUACUUAGAACGGGAACAUAGAAUAUAUGAUUAAAUAUGUACAUAUCUGGUGGUCCUCUCUAGCUCAUGGCGCUUGCAACCGCAGGAUAGUGGGUUCGAUUCCCGUGACCAUCCCGUACGUAAAAUGUAUGCACGCAUGACUAAGUCACUUUGAAUAAAAGCUAAAUGGCAAAUAUUAUUUCUUAUAUUAACUGUACAACAAGCAUACAACCAUCUCCCACUGGCACUGAUGCACCGUCGUAAAGGGUUACCUGGCCAUAUAUGGCUUUUUAUAAGUACAGCUUAUUAUAUUUGCUUAAAGAUAGCGUAGCCUACAGUCACAUCCGUGUUACUGUGGAUACAACUGUUUUCCCACCAUUUCCCAAGUGUCAGCAUGUUAUUUCUGGGUAGUUGGAAGGCAUCAGGCCUAGUUCCACGUCUCGUACAUGGAGAGAUGUCAUCAUGUUGUUUUGUGAUGGAGGGAGAGAGGGAAAAAUCUGACUCUCUCUGCCAGGGUUUCCCAUGGAGUAACCCUGUCAUAAGCUCCCCACAAAACCAUAGGCCUAACAUCUUUCUCUCUCUCAUAAAUAGGAAACAUUUCUUUGGGAAGGGAAUAUUAUUAUUAAUAGUACUAGGGUUGGUUUGGCAAGUAAUAAAGUAAAUUGUGGUUCAUUUCCCCAAAGCCAAACGAGACACAGUAAAAUUGACAGAUGGACCACAUUUAAGUUUACGUUAGCUCGGGAAGGCUGUUGUUUUCAUUUAGUCAGAACUCCAUCCAUAUGAUGUAAGAAUAUGACCACAUUAACAGGUGAGGAAAUAACACUUCCAUGGAAGACAUUUGGGUACAUUACAGAAUAACUAUUUAUCUUCGUGUUAAAAGAUGAUUCAAGUGGAAUAUAUUAAGCAGUCAGUCGAUUCAUGUUUUGCUCCUGCACUAACUACAGUAAUAUAUCAUCACUAUUUGCGAUUUAGCAGAUGCUUUUAUCCAAAGUGACUUACAGUCAUGCGUGCAUAAAUGUUUACGUCUUGGUGGUCCCGGGAAUCGAACCUACAAUCCUGGCGUUGCAACCUCCCGAGUGGCGCAAUGGUCUAAGGCACUGCAUCGCAGUGCUAGCUGUGCCACUAGAGAUCCUGCUUCGAAUCCAGGCUCUGUCGUAGCCGGCCGCGACCGGGAGACCCAUGGGGGCGGCGCACAAUUGGCCCAGCGUCGUCCAGGCUAGGGGAGGGGAAUGGCCGGCAGGGAUGUAGCUCAAUUGGUAGAGCAUGGCGUUUGCAACGCCAGGGUUGUGGGUUCGAUUCCCACGGGGGGCCAGUAGGAAAAAAAUUAAAUAAUACAAAAAUAAUACAAAAAAUAAUACAAUAAUGUAUGCACUCACUUAACUGUAAGUCGCUCUGGAUAAGAGCGUCUGCUAAAUGACGUAAAUGUCAAUGUAAGUGCCAUGCUCUACCAACUGACACAUACAGGACCACUACAUCAGACCUGGUACAUCUGUAAUCUCUGUCCUGUAGACCAUGUUUUGCUGCCCAGGUCUGGGGCCAGUAGUUGUUUUGGAUAUUAAGACAGUGUUCUGAUGUGGCCGCUCCUCCUCUGGCCCCUAGUCUGUCAGAGAACCAGUCCUUGAUCAGGAUGCCUCCGUGGGUCAACUUCUGGCUGCUGGGAGCCAUCGUCCUCUCCAUGUCCCUCCACUUCCUCAUCCUGUAUGUUGAGCCCCUGCCUGUGAGUACAUAUACAGUCUCUGUCCAUUUGGCUGGCUGUCUCUGUCUGUCAGCAAGAGUAUGGUUUAUAGUCUCUCUCUCUCUCUAUCUAUCUAUCUAUCCAUCUAUCCAUCUAUCCAUCUAUCCAUCUAUCUAUCUAUCUAAUCUAAUCUAAUCUAAUCUAAUCUGGCAGCAAGAGUAUGGUUUAUAGUGUCUCUCUCUCUCUCUCCCCCGUCUCUCUCUCUCUCUCUAUCUCUAUCUCUAUCUAGCUGAUCUUCCAAGUGACCCCUCUGACCUGGUGCCAGUGGAUCGUGGUCCUAAAGAUCUCCAUCCCUGUCAUCCUAUUGGACGAGCUCCUCAAGUACAUCUCCCGCAACCACUUAGACGGUACGACUCACUGUUUCUAAAAUUAGCUUCCUGUAGAAAAAAGGGCAUGUGAUUGUGUUUGUUUUCCAUAGAGAUAUGUAACUGGCUUUGGUGAGACAACAGAGUUAAGGAUAGCUUGUCUUCUUACUGGAUAAAAGUUACAGUUUCUCCUUUUUCUGCUUUCCUUAUUCAGCCUAAACUCUCUCCUCUCUCCUUCUAGAAAAGGUACUAUUUUUAUUGUAUUAAUUACUUUGUUUCGUUCUCCUCCCCUCUCCCCUCUCCCCUCUCUCCUCUCCCCUCUCUCAUCUGCUUCCUCCUUGCACCUCUCUGAACCUGCAUAUUUAGCUAAAACCUGCUAGGUUUUGGACUUAGCUAUUUUUUUAGUUUACUUACAUUUAGUUUUUAUGGCUCAGGGUUAAGCCCUAUGCAUGGACACAUCCAUGUAGACGUUCAUGUGGUUUUUAUUACUGAUAAAAAUUUGUUUUUUUCCUCCCCAACAGACAACGACGACAAGAAGUACAGGAACAGGCAGCUAAAAUAUUAAGACCCCCCCCACACCACACACACACACACACAAAAUAAUGCAUGCCCAAUUUCACGUAGGCCCAGGAAAGUGAGACGAAAACGACAAAACACAUCCAGGACUUUAAAACUUUCCGCUCAUCGCUUUUGACUCUGUACAUUAACAUAGUGGUGCAAUAAGUGGACCGUGGGGAGAGAGAUAGGUAGGAGGAGGAGAGGGGUCAGUCAGCUGAGGGAUUGGGGUGUGUCUACGGGGAUAGAGAGAAGGAACAGGGGGGGGGGGCAUAACCUGGAGGCUACAGACAGACUUGAUGGUACCAACAACAGACGGAGAGACUGGCAUGCUAACUGGAGGAGAAGAUACCACCAACGGGCAGCUAGAGGAACCACACUGCUUGGCCUGAGGUGUCUGCCCACCCCCCAGGCCAGAUGUCUGUGGCAGACUGUUCUAGGCGUACCCAGUACUCAUGUGUCCAUCCCACCACAUAGGAACCCUUUUGUCUGCCAAGGCUUCUUGUCAUUCAGAUCCACACUAUUGGCAAAGUGAUCUGGGCUGCUCUGUCAGGAUCGUGGUAGUGGCCGUCAGACGACUCUCCUCUAACUGAAUCACCACAUUCCUCUCUACCUCCUUUUUCCUCCCCUCUCUCUUUCUCUCCACCUCUGUUUGCUGUAUAUUGAGCUGAUUUCUGCAGUUUGGCUCUGAUUUGUCCUUAUAUCUCUCUCUCUCUGUUGAAGAGAUAGGCAGCGUUGGGCCUGAGUUGUGAUUCAUCCAGCCUUGGGCGGUGUGGUGUGGUGUGGUGUGGUGUGGUGUGGUGUAGUGUAGUGUAGUGUAGGCUUCUAUCUCCUGAAUGUGUGAAUAGCUUUCUGCUGCUUGGCUGCUACUGGGGGAGGCGGGGUCAGCCCACAGACAUACCAACCGAGAUGAAAUGUGAAAUGUUGACUCCACCCACUUUGAGUUUAAACCCACUCUGCUCAGACUAUUCUGACAAGCCUCUCACAGUGUUGAAACUGGAGCUGGUCAAUAAUUACACACCCCUCUCCCUCCUCCCAUGUCCAUUCCAGAAUAACUCUGUUCCUUAAUCACAGCUGUAGAUACAGAGUACUACUCAUACAGAGGAAAUGCACAAAAUAUACUUCUGCUUUGGAAAGGAUGCUUGGGCAGGAGCGUGAGGAGGAGAAUGAACAAGCAAGGCAGCUGAAUUGGCCAGCCUUCAGUAGAGAUAUAUCAGAGACCUUUGUCUCCCACUCAUAAGAACAUGAACACGUCAUAUCAAGACUCUAACACUCCCAACAUGCUGUACUUCCCACUUGGACCUAGUAAGGUCAGAUAAUGAAUGUAUUUUUCCCCCCCUACCCCUCUACUUCCAGGUCAUACCACCCCCGUUAA
Molecule: messenger RNA, 17995 nt
Organism: Coregonus sp. 'balchen'
Lineage: Eukaryota; Metazoa; Chordata; Actinopteri; Salmoniformes; Salmonidae
Source: the annotation of a GenBank genome assembly